This is a messenger RNA of Recurvomyces mirabilis, 1017 nucleotides long. RefSeq names its product Cu/Pi carrier. The record is from RefSeq and is a predicted model, not a curated record. Gene Ontology annotation, biological process: mitochondrial phosphate ion transmembrane transport. The transcript has 2 exons. Lineage: Eukaryota; Fungi; Ascomycota; Dothideomycetes; Mycosphaerellales; Teratosphaeriaceae. Bases 1 to 1017 code for a protein of 338 amino acids. Gene Ontology annotation, molecular function: phosphate transmembrane transporter activity. Gene Ontology annotation, cellular component: mitochondrial inner membrane.
AUGUCUUCAGCCAAACCCCAAGCACCCGGCGCGGUAACACCAGCCCGCAAAAUCGAGCUCUUCUCCGGCACCUACUUCGCCGCCUGCACACUAGGUGGUAUCAUAGGUACUAACCCUCCCCUCCCCUCCCCUCCCCUCACUCCACUCCUCCAACCACAAUCUAACACCCUGUUCCUCCUCCCAGCCUGCGGCCCAACCCACACCUCCGUCACCCCUCUCGACCUCGUGAAAUGCCGACGCCAAGUCGACCCUAAAAUCUACUCCUCCAACAUCCAAGCCUGGCGCAGCAUCUAUUCGGCCGAAGGCCUCCGCGGUGUCUUCUUCGGCUGGGCCCCAACGCUCGUAGGCUACUCGUUCCAAGGCGCGGGAAAGUACGGCGCCUACGAAGUCUUCAAGUACUACUACGGCGAGAAGCUCUUCCCGAACAGCCCCAAGACGAUCGUCUACCUAGGAGCGAGCGCAACAGCCGAGUUCAUCGCCGAUCUAUUCCUCUGUCCCUUCGAAGCGAUCAAAGUCCGCAUGCAAACCACCCUCCCACCCUACGCGUCAAACCUCCGCGAAGGCUGGAGCAAAAUCGUCGCGCAGGAAGGCUUCGGCGGCCUAUACAAAGGCCUCUAUCCAUUAUGGGCACGCCAAAUACCAUAUACAAUGGUGAAAUUCGCGACCUUCGAGUCCGCCGUCGCGCAGAUCUACUCCACCCUCGGCAAACCAAAGGAAUCGUACAACACGCUGCAACAGACCGGUGUCUCGUUCCUCGGAGGCUACAUUGCCGGGAUCGGGUGCGCGGUCGUGUCGCACCCGGCGGACGUGAUGGUGAGUAAAUUGAAUGCGGACCGGAAGGCUGGCGAGGGGGCGGGACAGGCGAUUGGGAGGAUCUAUAGGAAUAUUGGGUUUUCGGGGUUGUGGAAUGGGUUGGGGACGAGGAUUGCGAUGAUUGGGACGCUUACGGCGUUUCAAUGGCUGAUUUAUGAUUCGUUCAAGGUGUACUUGGGUCUUCCCACUACAGGUGGACACUAG